AGUCGUUCUGAAUGCUUUCACAGGUGGCGCUGUUGUCAUGCUUAUUCAGCCAGGGACCGAAGCCCUCCCGUUACUAGGAAACGAGACCUUGUUCUCCUUAUCCCCCAAUAUAACUCCAGAAAUAGUCGAACGUGCCGUAUAUCCAGGAGGGCCGUGGACAGAAAGAAUAACUACGUUUGGUUUUAUCGAAAGCCAUAUUUCCAAUGGAGCGACGAUAAGCGGCUAGCAUGUUCCGAUAGAGUGUUAUCGCUUUUUAGCGAUUGGGACUAUCUUUAGAUGCACAGGAGUAGUUAGUUAAAAGCGUGGUAUCGGUCAACAUCAGACCACGACAAUCAGUGACUAGCAUCGGCUGCGGCUUCAAUCAUGCAGACACGGCGGCGUUUGAGUGCUAACUGUGUUGCAGUAGCUAAGAUUCGACGUAAUAAGGUUUUUGAACUUCGAUCACAGAAGUGUUAUCGUCAUCAAAAGGUUUCGUUACUUUCCGUCGUCGUGCUGCUCGUUUUGUCAACACUGUGCUUUUUCUUUCGGACCACGGUAGCCAACCCUGAUGCGAAACGACUGUAUGAUGACCUGAUGAGUUCUUACAACCGACUUAUUCGGCCUGUAGGCAAUAACUCCGACAGGCUCACUGUCAAAAUGGGACUAAAACUGUCUCAACUCAUUGACGUGAAUCUUCGAUCACAGAUCAUGACAACCAACGUUUGGGUUAAUCAGGAAUGGUCCGAUCAUAAGCUUCGUUGGGACCCUACAGAGUAUGGAGGAGUUACCGAACUAUAUGUGCCGGCUGAGCAGAUAUGGCUGCCCGACAUCGUGCUGUAUAACAAUGCGGAUGGGAAUUAUGAAGUAACAAUCAUGACCAAGGCCAUUAUUAACAACGAGGGAACUGUCAUCUGGAAUCCACCUGCCAUCUAUAAAAGCAGCUGUUUAAUGGAUGUUCAAUAUUUUCCCUUCGACCAGCAACUAUGUAGCAUGAAAUUCGGUUCAUGGACCUACGACGGUUUUAUGGUGGAUCUGAAACACAUCAGGGACGUGCACAGCGUGGAUCUAGUGCCACUUGGUAUAGAUCUCACAGAAUUCUACCUUUCUGUAGAAUGGGAUAUCAUGUCAGUGCCCGCUAAAAGGACUGAAAAAUUUUACGCAUGCUGUGAAGAACCUUACCCUGACAUCACGUUCAACAUUACACUACGACGUAAAACACUCUUCUAUACUGUCAAUCUUAUUAUCCCUUGUGUGGGCAUUUCCUGCUUGUCAAUUCUGGUCUUCUACCUGCCGUCAGAUUCGGGGGAAAAGGUUUCCCUCUCUAUUUCCAUCAUGCUGUCGCUCACGUUCUUCUUACUCGUGCUAGUUGAAAUCAUUCCACCGACGUCGCUUGCAAUGCCGCUAUUAGGAAAAUAUCUGGUGUUUACGAUGAUCUUAGUGACGGUGAGCGUCCUUGUUGCGAUUGCUGUGCUGAACGUGCAUUUCCGAUCACCAUCAACACACAAGAUGUCACCAUGGGUACGACGUGUAUUUAUUCGUGUCCUCCCAAGACUACUUCUCAUGCGAUCUCCACAGUAUAAAAUUGAGAUCGAGGAUGAAACUACUCAGCAUCCAUCGAAUGUGCCUGCCAGCGUGUCACAAAUUUGUCGUGAUAACUUUCAUCUGCCCAGGUGUCGCAACAAUAACUCAGCGGCUGCGCAAUUUGAUAUGGUGGCUCCUCCUCUACCCGCUCAUCUUUACAGUAGCAGUGAUAAACGUAGCCAACAGUAUGGUGCUGGGGUCCCAGAGGGGAUAGCGGGCUCUCCACCUCUAUCGCCACUGAGAACGGUGGGCGAGCCAAUCGGCAUGCCAUUGGCUGAAGAGCUUUUACUCGCAGAACUGGAUACUUCGCCAAAUCUCGACCGACAGCAUUUUCCGCGAGAGCUCGAAAAAGCAAUUCAUUAUGCUAUGUUUAUCGCUCAGCACAUCGACAACAAUGAUGACUUUGAAAGCAUUCGUGAAGAUUGGAAGUAUGUUGCAAUGGUCCUUGAUAGAUUAUUCCUAUGGAUAUUCACGAUCGCGUGUAUCGUCGGGACUGCAGGCAUCUUCCUCCAGGCGCCAUCGUUGUACGACCAGACGGUACCGAUCGAUGUUAAGCACUCCCGUGUUGCUCGUCGCAUGCUGCAUGCAGCUCAACUCAUCGACGACGACGAGUUAGACGUUGACCUGUAGACAGAUAUCUCAAGGCUUGUAUUCUGGAAUCGCCUAACGCGUAGCAAACUAUUUUUGUUAAAACCAAAAAACCUCAGGCUGCUGUUUUUUAGCUUGUCAAAACAUAUUCUAGGGAUCUCCAAAGGGCCCAUAUGAGCGGCCACAUAUGGAUUUAUGCACUUGUUAGCUUAUUUUACGGCUAAAUCUAGGCCCGCAGUAACAAAACACAAACAUGUCGUCAGGCUUUUUUAGCCACAGAGAUAAUAAAGCUCAGUAAUACCACUCAUCCGAGUACGGCAGAUGGUGUAAAUUUGCUUCAUAACCCCAAGAGUAACUAGAUUUCUGUAUUCGUGUGAUGAAAACGUUGUUUUUGAGGAACUGUCUGUCGAUUUAUUAGGGCAAGAACAAAGCAGAUUCUGGAAGUAUUAUGUACAAGGUGAAUGAAGAGUUGCUGCGCAAUGCGAAAAUGGUAGUUUGACAAUUAUAACGUUCCUGACCAGCACCGUAGUAGGGUGAGUAAGUGUGGGGAAUACAAGUAUGACGUCACGAAUUUAAUCCUUUUAACAGAAGCUCAAUUAUUUUUUCAAGUUAAGUGCACUUUUAUAGCUGCCUCUUCCUAACAUUAUGUAUUCAAAAUUGAUCUUUAUCGCUUGCUAUAUGAAUAUUGUUGGGAUAUUGAUACUGAGAGACCUCGACCCUUAUAACACAAAUUUUGCCAUAUUUAACUGUUAAGGUGCUCUUUCACGACUGCACAGCGAUUUUUAAUAAACCUGUACAUAGUAAAUUCGGGAUGCUAUACAUUAUUCCUCAUUUUUGGCCGAGUCAUAAUAGUGACGUGCCAAACCUUUCAAUCUUCACAUGCUUGAUGGGGACGCCGAUAGCUACGCGUACAUUUGAUAAAGACAAGACCAAACUAUAAUUUAAGAAAUGCCUAUCAACGCAUCACAUCAUAAUGCAAGCGCUUCACCUAAUGUAAUAGGAGUUGAUGCUGAAAACUGUCUGUUAGUCUCACGAAUACUGUACCGCAAGAUGUAGCAUAAAAUUGUGUAAUACGAAACACUCAACAAUAGUUGAACUAGAAAGCUAUUCAAGUGUGUCUCAGCCGAAAUGAAGUGGUAAAAACAACUUUUUAAAUAUUUGCUGAAAUUGUUUUUCUAAUGCAGCUAUUCCAAGAUCAAAAAUGUUCAUUCACAAAUACCAAUCGAUACACACCCCUUCAAAAUGCUUGUAACUUUUUGCCAAAGAUAUCAACUAAAUCAUCCUGAUAUAUUGACUUUUCUUGUCUAGAGGAUACCGUUGACUUUAUUUAAACGGUUAAUGUGCAGCACGCAGAAACACGGUGUUAUAUGUUACCAAAUAUACUUGCAUUUUCAGCUAGUUCUUCGAGCAUAGUGAAUAGGCAGCUUCUAGAUGCAGUAAAAUAAAUGCAUUUGAAAAAAAACAGCGGUUAUGAUAGUAGUAUGGUUACUGAAUAAAAUGACAAAGUAUCGUUUAUCGUAAGAUUAUCUAUGACUUAAACUUGUCUUCUUCUUGUUUAAUAUAUACUGAUAUUUAUCAGAAUAAACAUGCUCAGUUAGUCAAUGUUUUUGUAUAACAAAGGAAGCUAUGGCAAAACAUUGGCACGUCUACGUGCAAUAAAAUUGC
This is a messenger RNA of Varroa destructor (honeybee mite), 3813 nucleotides long. Its product is annotated as acetylcholine receptor subunit alpha-like 1. Gene Ontology annotation, molecular function: transmembrane signaling receptor activity; acetylcholine-gated monoatomic cation-selective channel activity. Gene Ontology annotation, biological process: monoatomic ion transmembrane transport. NCBI's taxonomy places the organism in Eukaryota, Metazoa, Arthropoda, Arachnida, Mesostigmata, Varroidae. The record is from RefSeq and is a predicted model, not a curated record. Gene Ontology annotation, cellular component: postsynaptic membrane.